AUGUGCUCUCAGCGUGCCAUGUGCAUGCAGUGAUCAUAGGUCAGAUGAAGAUCUUUCAUCUCAAGAUAUUGCCAGGGACUUUAAUCAGAGCAGGUGGAUAUUUUCCUAAGCUUUCAACCUUCGUUCUGGGGUUCCACUGGGGCACAGCUGAUAUGGUAUCUCCACAGAGAUAUGCCAUCUGGCUAAGAGGCAAAGAGACACCAAGAUCAUAACCACAGACUACCCGCUUGUUCCCGAGACAACAAUAGCUGACCUGUUGCUAAUCCGGCUGCUUCCAAACCGAACUGGGAAUUUGGCUCAGAACCACAAACCCACAACUUCAUCAUGGCUCAAAGAGUUGCCAUGAUGUUGUGCCGAGUAUUUUCAUGCCUGUUCCUGCUGGGCCUCAGUUCCGCCUCUGAGGAAGAUGUUCUGGUGAUCACAAGCAGCGGUCCCAUCCGUGGCAAACGCCUCAUGACAGAUUCUGGCGCGGUGACAGCUUUCUUGGGAAUCCCCUAUGCUGAACCUCCUGUGGGGGAGCUGCGUUUUCAAAAACCCCGUCCUCACCAGCCUUGGAACCACACCUUGAGCGCCACCAGCUUUGGCAAUACCUGCCACCAAGGGGGUAUAGAACUUCCCGGCUAUCGUGCGGAACAAAACUCGGAAUCCACCCUCUCUGAAGACUGCCUCUUCCUCAAUGUCUGGGUGCCUCAUCCCCGACCCUCUGUGCCAGCUCCUGCCUUCGUCUGGAUCCAUGGAGGGGGUUUUCUCAACGGGUCUGGCUCCGUCGAUAGGAGCUUCCUAGCUGCCACUGAGAAUAUCAUCGUGGCUUCUAUGAACUACCGCCUAGGUGCCUUGGGAUUCCUCUCGCUACCCCCAGAGGCUCCGGGGAACGCUGGUUUGUGGGACCAACACCUGGCGUUGAGUUGGCUGAGGGAAAACAUGGCCGCCUUUGGAGGGGAUCCAACCCGUCUCACCCUGGGCGGUCAGAGUGCUGGGGCCGCCUCGGUUGGUUUCCACCUUCUCUCGCCGGCAAGCCAGGCUCUAUUUGACCAGGCCACUUUACAAAGCGGCGCCGCAAUUUCCCCCUGGGCUUGGGUGAGGCCUGAGGAGGCUAUGAACAGAGGGCGAACCCUGGGCCGGUUUUUGGGCUGCGCCGAGGGUGAUGACAGGGCUGUGGUGCGAUGCCUGCGGAAGAAAGACCCAGGGGAGAUGAUGAAGGACUUGCCUAUCCUCAGUCAUAAAACCUUGUUGGGUUUCCCUUUCGUGCCCACAACCGAUGGGGAAUUCCUUCCGGAUGCCCCUUCUAAACUUCUGGAAGCUGGGCAAUUCUUGGACAAACCCAUCCUGACCGGCUUCACCCGUGAUGAAAGCACCAUCUUCCUCGCAGGAAAUGCCCCUGGUUUCAGCCUAUACAACGACAGCCUGAUUAACUACGAGCAACUCUUGGAAGGCCUCCGUCUAAUGGUCCCAGAGGCACCUGAGGUUAUCAUCAAAGCCGCAGCAACCAUCUACAGUCAGGAGGAGCAGGGGGAAGAACGAUAUCGGAACGCCUUGAUAAAAGCUUCUGGAGACUACUUUUUCUUGUGCCCUGUGGCUGUGGUGGCCACCCGUAUGGCAGAAGCCCAAAGUCUAGCAUUUGCCUACUCCUUCACUCACCAGCCCUCCUUUGUAACCGUCUCCGACUGGGUUGGAGUGCCCCAUUGUGCUGAGCUGCCCUUUCUGUUUGGUGACCCACUGUCUACUUCAGGAUACACAGAGGCUGAGGGGACCCUGAGCCAAAGGGUUAUGAGCUACUGGGGACAGUUUAUAAGGACCGGGUCUCCUGAUGAUGGAGCAUGGCCUGUCUACACAGGAGAGAAUUUCUUCCGCAUUACCACAGAGCCAGCUGAGGCCGAGGAGGUGUCACCCACCCGUUACUGUGGCUUCUGGGUGUGGCUAGCCACGGAAGGAUUUAAGGACUCUGAGCAGAUGGAUGAAGAAAGUGACUCUGAUUGGUAAAAGUAUCUGGAAAUGGAUGAUGUAGAUAUCACUUAAAAAUGCAACUAUCCUUGUUCUUCAACUAUCCCGAAUCUCAGCCAAGCAAUGUGGAUUCAUGCAGGUCGAUUUUACCUUGUGUGUGAAUAUCUUGAGGAUCUCACUUUUCAAAGAAAAACGAGAGAGAAAGAAGUUUUUUUCAGAUGCACUCAGUCAUUAACAACAGCUUUAAAAUAUGAUUUCAGCCUUUGCUCUAAGAUUCCACAGCCACAAACAAAUAAAAGAAGCCAGCAGCAACUUUUGAGAACUUUUGGAGUCUGG
Molecule: messenger RNA, 2277 nt
Organism: Podarcis muralis (Common wall lizard)
Lineage: Eukaryota; Metazoa; Chordata; Lepidosauria; Squamata; Lacertidae
Product: acetylcholinesterase-like
Biological process (GO): choline metabolic process; acetylcholine catabolic process
Cellular component (GO): plasma membrane
Molecular function (GO): acetylcholinesterase activity
Source: RefSeq, a predicted model, not a curated record